Phytophthora infestans T30-4 is the source of this 4187-nucleotide messenger RNA. RefSeq names its product DNA topoisomerase 2 DNA gyrase B. Bases 1 to 3990 code for a protein of 1329 amino acids. The transcript is spliced from 5 exons. The record is from RefSeq and is a predicted model, not a curated record. Gene Ontology annotation, cellular component: nucleus. Gene Ontology annotation, molecular function: DNA binding; ATP binding; DNA topoisomerase type II (double strand cut, ATP-hydrolyzing) activity. NCBI's taxonomy places the organism in Eukaryota, Oomycota, Peronosporomycetes, Peronosporales, Peronosporaceae. Gene Ontology annotation, biological process: sister chromatid segregation; resolution of meiotic recombination intermediates; DNA topological change.
AUGGUGCCUUCUGAAUCUUUAUCUAAAGAGGAAGGUGAAGAUCUUAAAAUGAAACAGCAGGCCGUGGAGUAUGUCCCUGCGCUCUACAAGAUCUUCGACGAGAUCAUCGUCAACGCCGUGGACAACAAGGUUCGUGAUCCAAGCAUGAGACACUUGGACGUGAUCAUUGAACCUGGAAGUAAAGCCAAUGGAUACAGACCUUGGAUCUCGGUGUAUAAUGACGGCAAAGGAAUUCCCGUCAAGUUCCACAAGACGGAGAAAGUCUACGUACCAGAGCUGGUGCUCGGUCACCUACUCACGGGAUCGAAUUUUGACGAUACAGCCGCGAGAUUAACUGGUGGAAGACACGGAUAUGGCGCCAAAUUGACGAAUAUAUUCAGUAAGGAGUUUGUAGUGGAGACAGGGGACACGUCCAUGGGAUUACGAUACAAACAGGUCUGGCACAACAAUAUGCGGACGCGUGGAGAGCCAGAGAUUACUGAAUUUAGUGGAAAAGACGCGAAAGAUUUUACAAAAGUGUCGUUCUCACCCGAUCUGGAAAAGUUUGAGAUGGAGAAGCUCACUGCAAGUAUGACGCGUGUGCUGAAGAAGCGCGUGUACGACGUAGCUGGCUGUUUGUCGGACGUACAAGUUACUCUAAACGGCAAGAAACUUCCCAUCUCAGGCUUCGAGUCGUAUAUCAAGACUUUCCGCUACUCAACUACGAACAACCCAGUUUCUAAGACCGCAAAACCAUCGAAAGACAGCGAUGACGCAGCAUCUUCUGGCUCAGAUUACAUUUAUUCGCGAGUGAACAAGCGGUGGAAGAUUGGCGUCUUGCCCUCUGAUGUGGGUUUUGUCCAGGUGAGCUUUGUGAACGGAAUGUCUGCGCUACGUGGCGGCUCCCAUGUGGGCUAUGUGAGCGACCAAAUCUGCCGUCGUGUUGCUGAACAUGUCAAUAAAAAGUUCCCAGAGCUCUCAGUUAGCACGGCUCAGGUGAAGCCGCACAUGGCGAUUUUCAUCAAUUGCCAGAUUGAGAACCCGACGUUCGACUCGCAGAUGAAAGAGUUCAUGACGUCGCGACCGCCUACCUUUGGAUCAACUUGUGUCCUCUCUGAGAGGCUAUUAAAGCUGGUGCUGUCAGACUCGGGUAUCGUUGAGCGUGUCGUUCAAAGUGCCCGUGCGCGACAACGUGCAGCUCUGCUCAAGAAGGUCUCGUCCACGCGUGCCAAAAGCUCGUCAGUUAAUGUCCCGAAGCUGGAGGAUGCAAAUCUGGCUGGUGGAGCUCGCUCAAGUGAGUGCUCGCUUAUAUUGACGGAAGGUGAUUCAGCGAAGGCUCUUGCAGUGGCUGGUCUGGCCGUCGUUGGACGUGACCAAUACGGUGUCUUCCCUCUGCGUGGUAAGCUGCUGAACGUGCGUGAUGCCACCGUCGCGCAGCUCGGUAAAAACGCCGAGUUUGCGCACUUGUGCACGAUCCUGGGACUUCGUAUGGACGAGCAUUAUGGCACAGAAGAAGCGCGUCAAAAACUGCGCUACGGACGUGUGAUCGCCAUGACGGAUCAAGAUCAUGACGGCUCGCACAUUAAAGGCUUGCUAUUUAACUUGUUCCACACGUUCUGGCCGGAGUUGUUGAAGGAAGGUGGCUUCAUUAGCGAGUUUAUUACUCCUAUCAUCAAGGUGAGUCCUACAUCCAAGCGUGUGGGCACGGAGCGUGGUCUAGAGACACGUCGUUUCUUCAGUUUACCUGAGUAUUUCGAAUGGAAAGCGUCGAUAGACUCGGCUGACCUCAAGCACUACGUCAUCAAGUACUACAAGGGACUGGGUACAAGUACUAGUGCUGAAGGACGCGAGUACUUCAGCGACCUGGACAAUCACCUGGUGGACUUCCACUGGAGUGGGGAUAACGACGGCGAUGCGUUGGAUAUGGUGUUCAGUAAAGCUCGUGCUGCAGACCGCAAGGCUUGGCUAUUGAACGAGUAUUCUCCUGCCUCUUACCUCGACACGAGCUCGGGCAGUGUCACGUAUCAGGAUUUUGUGAACCGUGAACUCAUUCAAUUCUCUCAUGCAGAUAACCAGCGAUCGCUUCCGUCGGUGGUUGAUGGUCUCAAGAUCUCGCAGCGAAAAGUUCUGUUCGCCUGCAUGAAACGCAAACUUACAAGUGAAGUGAAGGUGGCACAGCUAGCAGGUUAUUGCAGCGAGCACACGGCGUAUCACCACGGAGAAGCUUCGUUACACUCGACGAUUGUCAACAUGGCGCAGGACUUCGUGGGAUCCAAAAACCUGCCGCUACUGUUUCCGUCAGGUCAGUUUGGUACGCGAUUGCAAGGAGGUAAGGAUGCUGCUAGUCCUCGAUACAUCUUCACGUUGCUGCAGAAGCACACUCGCUUGGUAUUUCCCGAAGAAGAUGACGCGUUGCUUCGCUACGCUGAUGAUGAUGGAUUCCCGGUCGAGCCUGUGUUCUACGUACCUAUUAUCCCGAUGCUACUCGUGAAUGGUGCAGAGGGAAUCGGUACAGGCUGGUCUUCGUCGAUCCCUUGCCACCACCCGGUGCUAGUGAUCGACAAUCUUCUGAAGCUUCUGGAUGCAGAAGAAGCUGGAGAUGAUCUCUCGAUUGUGGAGCUAUCUUUAAUGACCCCGUGGGCCAAGGGUUUUAGCGGCGAUAUUCGGCAGACUGGCAAGCAUUCGUUCGUGUCUCGUGGAAACGUCGAGCAGGUCAAUACGUCGACAGUGCGUGUGACGGAGCUGCCUGUAGGCAAGUGGGUGGAAGACUACAAGAAGUUCUUGUGGGAUCUUGUUGGGAAGAAAGCCAUCCGCUCUUUCUCCGAGCAUCAUUCGGAGCGUGAUGUGCGCUUCGACAUCUCCAUGACACGCUCGGAUCUUGCCAAGUACGCGGAGGACGCAGCUGAGAAUUGCGAUGCCGGCGACAGUGAAGCGUUGGUUAAGCUCUUGCGUCUGGAAGCGCCUCUUAGUACCAGCAACAUGCACGCGUUCAAUGCUGACGGACAGCUGGUCAAGUACGAGACGAGCGAGGACGUUUUACGUGACUUCUACGGCGUCCGUCGCAAACUGUACUCGAAGCGUAAGCGGCAUCUGGAGCAGCGCCAAACCAAGGAGGUACUCCGUCUUAGCAACCGCAUCCGCUUUAUCCAGGAGGUUUCAACUGGAAGUCUACAGAAAAUCCUCAGGGAGCGUAUCCCCAAGGCCGAGCUGAUUGACCUACUUAAGGAGCACGGAUUCGCUCCUGCGUCGGCUUUCAAGGAGGAGGCGAUUGACCACAUGGGAGACCUUGGACUGGCUGCUGUUGGUCGAGAACAAGGCAAAGCUGGCGAUCUUGAUGGAAGUGAAGACUACGACUAUCUGUUGAAUACGUCGCUCAUGAGCUUCACAAAGGAGUUUGCGGAUCGUCUGCGGAAGGAGCACGAUACCAAGCAGGACAAGCUACAGCAGUUGCAGGCGACGACCCCGGCUCAGCUCUGGCGCAACGAGUUGGAGCGACUGCGCGCUGUGCUGAGCCAUUUUCUAAACGAGAACUCAGCGACGCUCAAGAGACCAGCGAGUGACGCGUUUGGAGCCAUGGCGAAGCAUGGCGCUGAAGUGGUGAUCGUGCCCCGUAACUUUAAGCUACUGGAGGAGCUGGAGAACAGCGAAAAGGGCCACGGAGACAUGAGCAUCUCGUACGGAUUAGAGCAGGCAGACGACAUUUUCCUCACAAACUGGAUCGGCACCAUCCUUGGCCCUGCUGGCACUUGCCACGACGGACGCAUCUACAGUCUGCGGAUCCACUGUAGUGACCAGUACCCCCAUGUGCCGCCCGAGGUGCACUUCACGAGCCGCAUCAACAUGAGCUGCGUGGACCCCCAGUCGGGCCGCGUGGAUCCGCGACGACUGGCAGCGCUGGGCAGUUGGCACCGCAAUAAUGGCAUCGAGCACGUGCUUGUGGCUAUCCGUGCCGAGAUGGCUUCGCCUACCAACCGACGUCUGCCGCAGCCGCCUGAGGGCGCCAACUUUUAGAAGCGUGUCGCUUUUAGGGACGAGUUUUUUCUGCUGUUGAAGCCGAAAAGAGAGAGAAAAAAUUAGGAAACGAAGGGUGCAAUGCGCUCUCGAAGGCCGAGGAAGGACAGUCUCUCCUUUUUUACUUCAAGUAAUGCCUAAUGCAUGAUAGUACUGCAUAUUUAGGCAUGCUAGUCGUGCGAAUCUGGUGCGACAGA